AUGGCUGUCCCAAACCCUUUUCGUCGCCACGAUGCCAAUACAAGGGAGUGUUGGGGCUAUACUUUCCAGUGGACUCCUGAGCACUUGACAAAAGAGGAAAUGCAUCCGUUAAAAUUCACUUAUGAUGUUUUGGGGGAAGAGUGUUUGAAUAGACUUGACGAGAUUUCGCCACCCGUUAAGGUGGAACUUCCUAGAAAUUUAAGCAAGGAGAAAGUCAACACAGACUUAUACACCUUGUUAAAGGACAACGCUUCCAAGGACGAGAAACUUGCAGAGUUAUGGACGCAAGUUAAUACUAUUCCAGAGUGGGUGGACUGGGAGCAGAUCGAGCGAGGGCAGGAUGUCUUCUACAGAUAUGGCGGCGUCGCCUUGACAGCUCUUGCCUAUCAAUCUCUUCUCGGCGGCAUGGGCGCCGCACGAGUAACAGAAGUCCUUGCGCGCACCGGGGGGUUCUCCACCAAGGUGGCGAAGCGCAGAAUGUACGAGACAACACAGCACAUUCUCCAAGUAACUGCUUCCAUCUCAGCCAUCAAACCAGGAGGAGCAGGUCACGCUUCCACCAUCCGCGUGCGUCUCCUCCAUGCAGCAGUCCGCCGGCGAAUCCUAGCCCUAGCAAAAGAAAAGCCCGCCUACUACUCCGUAGAGGAAUAUGGCAUCCCGAUCAACGACCUAGACUCCAUAGCCACCAUCAGCACGUUCUCCGCGACACUCAUCUGGCUCGGCUUUCCACGACAGGGGAUCUGGAUGCGCGAGCAAGAAAUCCUUGAUUAUCUUGCGCUUUGGCGGCUUGUGGCGUAUUAUAUCGGGACGCCGACAGAGUGGUUCGAGACGCCGGGGAAAGCGAAGGCGGUUAUGGAGAGUCUGUUGAUCUCAGAGGUGAAUCCUAGUCCGACGUCGAAGAUUUUGGCGAAUAAUAUUAUCUUGAGUUUGCAGGGCCAAGCUCCUGCUUAUGCUUCGAGGGAAUUCUUGACUGCGAGCGCGAGGUGGUUGAAUGGCAAUGAGCUUGGUGAUGCGUUGGGUUUGGACCGUCCAAGUUAUUAUUAUUGGGCGCUGUUUGCUGGACAGUGUCUGUUUUUCAAUAUUCUUGCUUGGUUGCAUAGACUUAGCCCUUCUUAUGACAGGAAAGCUAUCGAGGUAAUGCCUUCCUUCCCCUCCUUCGCUUCUUCUGCUUCCCCCGCUAACGAGUAUGAACAAAAGCGCGUUCGUAAGAUAUUCUACAAGGUCAUUGUGGAAAAUACAACACAUGGUUUAGGCGAGGAGACAAACUUCGACUUCAAGUAUAUACCGAGUUUCAACAAGACGAGCGAGGAUCUGGGUGAAUAUGAAGAUAUGAAGAUGAAGGGGGGUGUGGAGAGGAGGAAUCUGGUUACUUUCACACUUGGAACUGCAUUUGUGGUCGAGAUGAAGUCUGAGGUGGAGGUGGAUGUGGAUGUGGCGACGCGAAGUCAACGGGCGAAUGUAUGCAUGGGAUGUAAUUCGACUUCAUCCUCUCCAUACAUCAAGUCGAUCGACCAAGUUAGGUCGCAGGAACAGCGGGCAAAUCAGAAACAAUGGGAAGAAGGCGUUGAAUCUCAAACCAAGGAUGGCAGCUCCAAAUUUGAUUCGAGUGUCUUUGCGGAAAUUUCACUGGAAUCGAUAGAUGCACUUGCGAAGGAAUCAUCAUCAGAGAUUCAAUCGCCAGAGCCAGUUCCGAAGUCUAUUCCACAAGAGCCUGCUGCUCACACUCGAUCGCCCAGGAGGAGAGAUACGGUGGUUGAGAGUACUCCGUCGAAUAUCACUUUCCGGCGGACCGGCUUCACCCCAAAUCCGAGCUCUGAGGAGCAAACAUCGAAUACUACGUUUAGAUCUGCGUUUCGAUCGAUGAGCUUCACACCAGGAUCCAAUAGGCAAUUAGCACCAACCAGGUCCUCACCCGAAUCGGAGCAAGAACUCGGAUCAUUUGAAAGAGAUGCCACAAAAGCGCCCAUUGAGGAUGAUUGGGUGCCGCCGAAGAAGGAACCAUGGCAGAUACACAAGGCUGCAAUGAAGGAGAAGUUUCCGGAAGGAUGGAACCCCCAAAAGCGUCUCUCACCAGAUGCUAUGUCGGGCAUUCGAGCGUUACACCAGCAAAUGCCCGAGAUGUAUACAACUAGGGUACUGGCAGAUCAUUUCAAAGUGUCUCCAGAGGCCAUUCGAAGAAUAUUGAAGUCCAAAUGGCAGCCGAACGCCGAUACUCAAACAGACCGGGAAAUGCGUUGGUUUAGGAGAGGCGAGAGAGUUUGGAGCAGAUAUGCCGAGUUGGGAGUCAAACCUCCCAGGAAGUGGAGAGACGAGGGCAUAGGCAGAGGGAAGCCAGAGUGGAAGAAGCAAAGGGCGGAGCCCCAGGCCAUACCAGAGCUUAUUACGACCGCACGGGAGGAAGAUAGUUUCUAUGCGAACAACAGAGCUGCCAGUUCAGAGAGACCUCAGCUAGUCACCACAGCAAGGCCGCCAACUGGACAUUAG
This is a messenger RNA of Lachnellula hyalina, 2484 nucleotides long. RefSeq names its product Required for respiratory growth protein, mitochondrial (gene rrg9). The coding region runs from base 1 to 2484 and encodes 827 amino acids. The transcript is spliced from 4 exons. Gene Ontology annotation, molecular function: oxidoreductase activity. The record is from RefSeq and is a predicted model, not a curated record. NCBI's taxonomy places the organism in Eukaryota, Fungi, Ascomycota, Leotiomycetes, Helotiales, Lachnaceae.